Molecule: messenger RNA, 1643 nt
Organism: Cladocopium goreaui
Lineage: Eukaryota; Dinophyceae; Suessiales; Symbiodiniaceae
Source: the annotation of a GenBank genome assembly
GCACUUCAAGAGACAGAGGUGCUGAAGAAGCUGUUAAAGCGGAAUGGCGGCUUUUGGUCGGCAACUGGCUCUCACACGCACCAGUGGAGUUUGCCAGAUCGCAACAGGGUCCCCAGUGGCCCCAGGUCCCACAUUUCGGGUAUGGGACUUCUGGAACAAUCGAUGGUUGCGGAGGACACUCCGAGCUGCCCGAAUCGGUGCACUCUCGGUGUCCAUCUUCGGUGUGGGUUACAGCACCGGUGCAUCUGACGUUCUUGCAGAUCCUACAGAGUUUCGGAGGAAGAAGGCACUCAGCUUGCUGAAGAACAUCCACGCCUUCGAUGCAGAGGGCAAAGCCAGAUUAUGUGAAGAGACUUCAGAGGAAGUUCAGGCGGUUCGCCGUGUAUUGCCUCGAGUCCUCAAAGCAGCACGUGCUCAGGUUGGCAUUCUCCAAGAAGAGAUCCAAGACGCCAUCAAGCAGCAAGGGGAAGCAUCCUAUACUCAGCAACAAGACCUCGACUCUCUGAAGCGUGCGCGGAAGCGCCUGGAGAGUUGGUCGGACGAUGGCUUCCUUCUGGCAGAUGUCAACACACCCAAUGCCUUUGUGACACCAAUGUUGCCCAGGACAAUCUUUGUCCAUCGUGGAAUUUUCAGAAUACAUCGAUUGGCCGAGCCAGAGGCGCUGCAUGCUGGAGCAGAGGUUUUCGUCCUGCAGGAUGGUUGGAAAAAGGCCAAGCUUGUCUCCGAGAGUCAGGAACAAUGGUCGGCUCUCUUGGGAGAUUCUCUGGGAGAGGAUUCCGAGACCAUCACAGUGAAGAAGGAGGAUGUGAGAAUUCUGCAGACGCGGAACCUGGUGGAGAACGAUGAACAGCUUGCGAUGCUUUUGAGCCAUGAACUGGCGCAUGCAGUUCACGACCAUGGCUACGAGAGUUUGAACAUUUUGACCACGGCCUACUCGCUGGAGCUUGUGUUGCUGAGUGUUUUGGACCCCACUGGCAUGCUCGAAUUCCUCUUGGAGAUUGCUGCUGGCGCCAUUGCCAGGUAUGCCUUUGUCCUACCUUUGGGUCGUUGUGACGAGAUGGAGGCGGACGCAACAGGCUUGAAGAUCUGUGCUUUGGCCGGUUAUGAUCCUCGUUUGGCCACCAAAUUCCUGGACCGCUUCGCUCUCUUCGAGGGCUACACAGGUCCAACGUGGACGAGCACUCACCCUGCCACGGAGGCACGCAUCAAGGCAUUGAAGGAUGCGGAGGCAGAUGCAGUGGAACGCUUCCAGCAGCACAAGGAGAAGCAGGCGCCCUAGAGCCAGAAGCAGAUGGAGGCAGCACAUCGCCAAGGAGUAGUAGGGGAAGAAGCCGACACCAGGGCAAGGCCAGGAUGAGAGCUUGACAGGGGUGGCUUUGUUGGAGGUAGAUUCUGAACCUCGCGUACUGCGUCAUCGAUCCUCAUCGCGGUUGCAGGGCCAGCGUGGCCAGCAAAGCUGACCACCACCCGCAGAGACACUUGCCAUUCAGCAGCUUCAUUGCCUGCACCGAUGCAACUGCAGCGGAAAAAAUGUGGCGGGAUUUGCCGAGGGAUCUAAGAGACAGAAACGGGUAGUAUAUGGUAGUACGGCAAACAUUCCAAGGAGCAUUGGCUCAUUUUUUAAGCCGUAGUGUAGAUAAGGG